GGAUUGGGAUAAUGUUGGAGUCAAGGGCGGGGGAGGAAUUCCUGAAAUGUUCCGCCACCAGUCCAAAUUAAGAAAGAGGUGUUGCCGGAUCUGGGGCCGGCAAAAGUGGGGCUGAAUGCCUCGUGGUUGGUUGGGGGCAGGCAGCGCUGGAGGGAGCAUUCGGGCAAGAGCGAUCUUAGCCAACGCAUUGGUAGCGGGGAAGGGAGGGGAAGGGUCCGAAGUAGGACCUCUGGACCGGAAGACGAUUAACCGCCAGGGGGAACGAGAGCGGCCGGGCUAAAAGUAGGAAGCACGAGCUGAGGCUUGAAGCAUCGCUAAGGAGAAGCCAUGGCAUCGUCGGUCUGGAAGGGCCUGGUGGCUGUCGGACUGUUUGCCCUGGCGCAUGCUGCCUUCUCUGCUGCCCAGCAUCGAUCGUACAUGAGACUGACGGAGAAAGAAAACGAGACACUCCCUAUAGACAUAGUUCUUCAAACACUUUUGGCGUUUUUAAUCACCUGUUACGGAAUAGUCCACGUCGCGGGGGAGUUCAAAGAUAUGGAUGCGACUUCAGAGCUUAAAAAUAAAACCUUCGAGACUCUCAGGAACCAUCCGUCCUUCUACCUGUUUAACCACCGUGGGAGGGUACUGUUCAGUCCGGCCGAGACGGAGACCAAGCCCAUCGUCCAGAGCCCGCCCUCCACGUUGAAACUCCGGAAGCUGGAACCCGGGUGGCGCUAAACACCGCGGGGAUCCCCGUUUGGGACGUUGUAUAAUCGUUGGCGCUGUGGGUCUGGGGGGUGGGGGGGUGGGUGGGGCGUUUGGUUUUCUUGUCGGGACCGUCGGACGCGCACUGGCCCCUUUCAAGAUGGAACCUCCCGUCCGCUCACGUGUUCGAAAUUCCGGGCGUUUCCCCCCCCCC
Carcharodon carcharias (great white shark) is the source of this 898-nucleotide messenger RNA. RefSeq names its product membrane magnesium transporter 1 (gene mmgt1). Bases 328 to 717 code for a protein of 129 amino acids. The record is from RefSeq and is a predicted model, not a curated record. The transcript is spliced from 5 exons. Gene Ontology annotation, cellular component: Golgi apparatus; early endosome; EMC complex. NCBI's taxonomy places the organism in Eukaryota, Metazoa, Chordata, Chondrichthyes, Lamniformes, Lamnidae.